GUGACAAGAAAGUGAUGCCCGUAUCAUUUACCCUCAGCUGUUUGUUUCAGUACACGUUCCCUGUUAUUUAGAAGCCAAAUGAAAACGCUCAUGUUCUGCUGCAUCACACCAGGAAACCUGUGUUGUUCUCCGAUAGACCUAUGGGGGUAAUGACCAUAAAGGUGAAGCUGUAAAGAUCCUCAAUCAUGGCUCCUCCGUGGACUUUAUUUUGUUCUAAUCCAAAUAGUGAAAAAAAGGAAGUGAUGGAAGUAGAUUCCAGUAAGAGAACUGUGGAUAAGAUGGACGAUAAAAUGAAGAUGAAGCAAGAAAUCACUCUGUUCAAUGGAGUCACCUUAAUAGUCGGAAACAUGAUUGGAUCUGGGAUCUUUGUGUCUCCAAAGGGCGUCCUCAUGUACAGUGAAUCCUACGGACUGUCUCUGCUUAUCUGGACACUGGGAGGAAUCUUCUCUAUGUUUGGUGCUUUGUGUUAUGCAGAACUUGGGACAUCUAUUAUAAAGUCUGGGGCCAGCUAUGCUUAUAUACUAGAGGCCUUCGGAGGAUUUAUUGCCUUCAUCAGACUCUGGUCUUCAUUAUUGAUCAUAGAACCCACCACACAGGCUAUUAUUGCAAUAACAUUUGCUAACUAUAUUGUACAACCAAUCUUCCCAUUUUGUGACCCACCUUAUGCAGCAGUCAGACUCAUUGCGGCAGCUUGUAUAUGCACUUUAACAUUCAUCAAUUGUGUCCAUGUGAAAUGGGGAACAAGAGUUCAAGACGUCUUCACCUAUGCCAAGAUCCUGGCUCUCCUCAUGAUCAUCUCUGUAGGCCUUGUGAAGAUCGGCCAAGGUGAAACUGCAAAUCUACAAACUCCAUUUCAAGACUCCACCACUAAUGUGGGAUUCAUGGCUCUUGCUCUCUAUUCUGCUCUUUAUUCCUAUUCUGGAUGGGAUACGCUGAAUUUUGUUACAGAAGAAAUGAAGAAUCCAGAAAGGAAUCUCCCCCUUGCUAUCGCUAUUUCAAUGCCGAUAGUUACCAUAGUAUAUCUGCUGACCAAUAUUGCCUACUAUGUGGUUCUGGAUAUGGCAGCUGUCCUCACAAGCGACGCAGUGGCUGUGACAUUUGGAAGUGAAGUGCUUGGCCAUGCCAAAUGGCUUAUCCCAAUAGCGGUGGCAAUGUCUUGCUAUGGUGGACUAAACUCAUCCAUCAUCGCUGCUUCAAGACUUUUUUAUGUUGGAGCACGUGAAGGUCAUCUACCAGCAAGUCUGAGCCUGAUUCACCUGCAAAAUUAUACUCCUGUGCCAGCCCUUAUAUUCAACGCAGUGAUGGCGAUAUUAUAUCUGUUUGUGGAAGAUGUUUUCCAGCUCAUAAACUACUAUAGCUUCAGCUACUGGUUCUUUGUUGGACUUUCUGUCGCUGGAUUAAUAGUUUUGAGAAUAACCCAGCCUGAAAGGUCACGUCCUGUGAAGGUCAGCCUCUUCUUCCCCGUCGUGUAUUGCCUCUGCAGCCUCUACCUUGUCAUUGUCCCUCUCUAUAGUGAUUCUAUUAAUUCACUGAUCGGUGUUGGAAUCGCUCUGACUGGUAUUCCUGCCUACUUUCUCGGAGUUUACCUGCCUCUCCAAAAGAGACAAAAACUGCUUCCAUGUAUUAGUGCUUGGAUGACAAAAUACAUUCAAAUUCUCUGUAACUGCUGCCUAACUGACCUGGAUGAAGACAAGAAAUUAUGAGGCCCAAUGUUGCUGAAUUCUGAGUUACUGACCGGUUCCUGGUGAUGGAUUGUUACAACUUUAUACUCGGACAUUAACCCUGUAUACUUUUUUUUUAAUGUAAUUAAAAACUUGUUUGAUUUUUGUUUUAAAUAAAAUUGACAUUCACAUUGUAUUCUUGUAUUCAUUUUAUGCAAGGGUGUAACCAUAGACAUGCACGACCUAUAUGGACCUGAUGAAGUGUUAAGUAUUAACACAAAAUGCAUUGUCUGUACAACCACUGAAUACAUGUUCAAUUUUUUCCCCUUUUUGCUUCAUUUUUAUAUAAUAAAAAUCCUCAAACAUCUCAAGCAUUCAGACUUCUCCCCAUUAGAGGUCUCAGAGUUCCUUUCCAAUGUGAAAUCCGCUUUCUCCUUGGUCUCCACAUCCUAAGACAGUUUACCUUUACAUAUGAUGUCAUAACAGUUACCACUCUUCAUGAAACCACGUUUACACACUUCUGUAGACAGAAUCUCCAAUAUCAUUUUAAAUCUUUUUGGUUGAUUCCGAUGAAUGGCUCCAUAUUACAGAGAUAUCCUCCUCCAUGGCCACCUACAAUACCAUAGGACAUAGGAUGGCCUUGGAAUACUACAGCAUUACUACAAGCAAAUAGACAUUACACUUUGGUACCGGUCAGGUACUCCAAUGCAGAUGACAAGCAUUGAAAUACAUUUUAUUCCUAGUCAGCCCGACUAGGAAUAAUGUGACUUCUAAUAGUCCAUUGCCCAACGGACACCAAAGGACCCCAUUCACUUAAAUGGGGUCUUUCUGGUUUCCUUCUGGUAUCUGUUUAAUAGCAGGUUUGAGCAGAGAAAAGAUUUCUGCUUGCAUUCUUUUUCUCCACUCAUGUCUUUCUAUUGGAGUGGAUUCUGUGAACGGCGCUCGAACUCAGAUGUGCACUUAGCCUUACGUUUUGGAGCAAAUACUAACAAUGUUAAUCCAAAAAUAAAUUUCAACUACUCUUCAUGCCAAUCUGUGUCACUCUACAAAAUUGUACAGACUAUUGGCCUAACACAUAAAAAAAUUCUAGUGUUACAGUGUGGAAAUAUAAAAAAAACAUGCAGCGAGGACAAAGAACAGACAGGAGCCGCACUCACCAUC
Messenger RNA from Hyla sarda, 2822 nucleotides. Its product is annotated as Y+L amino acid transporter 2-like. Gene Ontology annotation, molecular function: L-amino acid transmembrane transporter activity. Gene Ontology annotation, biological process: amino acid transmembrane transport. The record is from RefSeq and is a predicted model, not a curated record. Bases 186 to 1703 code for a protein of 505 amino acids. Gene Ontology annotation, cellular component: membrane. Lineage: Eukaryota; Metazoa; Chordata; Amphibia; Anura; Hylidae. The transcript has 10 exons.